Gymnodraco acuticeps is the source of this 1684-nucleotide messenger RNA. Its product is annotated as zinc finger protein 79-like. The coding region runs from base 1 to 1209 and encodes 402 amino acids. NCBI's taxonomy places the organism in Eukaryota, Metazoa, Chordata, Actinopteri, Perciformes, Bathydraconidae. The record is from RefSeq and is a predicted model, not a curated record. The transcript is spliced from 2 exons. Gene Ontology annotation, molecular function: RNA polymerase II cis-regulatory region sequence-specific DNA binding; DNA-binding transcription factor activity. Gene Ontology annotation, biological process: regulation of transcription by RNA polymerase II.
AUGGGUGGCAUGCCACCCAGCCCCACCCUCGCCGGGUCCUGCAUGGCAGCCAAGGUCCGGGCAUCAGAGCCAGCGUGGCAGAGGGCCCUGGUGUCCCUCCAGCAUGCCUGGAGCUCCCUCAGGUACUCCUCUGAAGGAGGAACGACGUCCAGCAGCAGCUGGUGGUUGAAGAAGAGGUUCCCCCUGAGCAGCAGGAGUGGAGCUCCAGUCUGGACCAGGAGGACCCAGAGCCCCCCCCACACAUUAAAGAGGAACAGGAGGAACUGUGGAGCAGUCAGGAGGGGAGAGCAGCUUCAAGGGCUGGAGGAGGCUGAUAUCAUCAAGUCCACAUUCACUCCUGUCCCUGUGAAGAGUGAAGAUGAUGAAGAGAAACCUCAGUCCUCUCAGCUUCAUCAAAGACAAACUGAACACCUGGAAACAGAAGCUGAUGGAGAUGACUGUGGAGGACCAGAACCAGCCAGGAACUCAGAUCCAGAGAGACAUUUACAACCAGAGACUGAGGACAACCCUGGAGACUCUUCUGAACCUGGGACUGAAGACAGUGCUGAUUGGAAGAAGACCAGAGAACCAGGUUCAAAGUCUCAGAGAAAUAAACAAGACCCUGUCAGUUAUUCAAGACGUAGUGCAGGAGAGAAAACAUUUGGCUGCUCAGUCUGUAAUAAAUAUUUUACACAGAGUGGACAUUUAAAAGAGCACAUGAGAAUCCACACAGGAGAGAAACCAUUUGGCUGCUCAGUCUGCGAGAAAUAUUUUACACAGAGAGGAAGUUUAAAGAAACACAUGAUAAUCCACACUGAAGAGAAACCGUUCAGCUGCUCAGUCUGUGAAAAAUAUUUCCCAACGAGAGCACAUUUCCAUCGACACAUGAGAAUCCACACAGGAGAGAAAACAUUCAGCUGCUCAGUCUGUAAGAAAUAUUUUGCACAGAGAGGACAUUUAGAGGAACACAUGAGAAUCCACACAGGAGAGAAACCAUUCAGCUGCAGUGUUUGUGACAAAAGAUUUACCAGGAGACAUUAUGUCAAAAGCCAUAAGUGUGUUGGUCGUCAGUCCUCACAGCUUCAUCAAACUCAAACUGAGGAGGACAGAGAGGCAGAGCCUCCAGCCAGCAGCUCAGCUGAACACAUGGAAACAGAAGCUGAUGGAGAGGACUGUGGAGGACCAGAACCAGCCAGGAACUCAGAUCCAGAGAGACAUUUACAACCAUAGACUGAGAACAACCCUGGAGGCUCUUCUGAACCUGACAUUUUCCAAGUCAAAUCUGCAACAAAAAAAGGGGACAAUUAAUUAGUCCUACGACAAUUCACAUGAGAAAAAUCUGUCUGGCUGUAUAAACUCUGUUUGACAAUGUUCAAACAUGACUUCAUCUAAACUCCAUCUUUAUCAACAGAAGUUUUGAAUAUGUUUAAUGUUUUUGUCAUACUACUUUUCUGAUGUAUACUAUAACCACUGACUGAUUAAUCUGCAGUAGUUUCUCUAAUAAUCUGUUUGGUUAAUGAAAUGUUGUGACUUUAAACUUCCAUUGGGAUGUUGUUGAUAGUUCCUGUUGAGUUAUCAGUAGGCUUGUUUUGAGACAAGCAAGACCUGCGCAAUUUCGAUCAACGUCUUGCUAGUGCGUUGCAUGAUGGUUAGUCAUUUUGUCCGACUUGCUCUGGAGGCUCGCCUACAUGAGACGUUGAAAUCU